UUUGAACUCCUGACCUUGUGAUCCAGCCACCUUGCCUUUCAAAGUGCUGGGAUUACAGAUGUGAGCCACAGCGCCCAGCCCUUGAUUUUUUUUUUAAAUGAACUUCAGCCAAGGAGAGAUCACAUCAGAUUGACUACAGAAGUACCUUUGAGAAUCCAGUUGUCUUCUAUGAAGUUAAAUAUGUAAAAAUUAAGAUAUGUUCAAUAUGUAAAAAUUAACAGAGCCAUUCUUCCCACUAAAUUUUGUCUUGUUUUUGAGAAGUUAUUUUAUUAAAAUGUUAGUAUGUUAACAUGUAAUGGCUUUAUUAUUGUUUAAAUGAUUCUGAAUGAAUAUUUUGAAGUUUUCCGUUUUAAUCCUGAUGUGGUAACUUGUAUAAACAAAGCCCCUGUGAGAUAUUCAGGAAUUUUUAAGAAUGUGGAAAAUCCCAAGUGUCAUUUUUUUUCUAACUAUUGUCCAUAUUAACACUUUGUUUUGGCUAAAAUGAUAAUUAUAAACUAUAAUAUGAUUUAUUAAUCCAUUUAUUAAUACAAUUACAUGUGAGGUGGCAUAAAUUUUGUAUUAUUAAAAAGGAGAAAUUUUUCAAAUAGAAACACCUUUGGAUUUUUUCUGAAAUUAAUUAAAGGUCUAGAUUUAACUGAGCAUAGUUUUGAAAGUAUCUUCUCUAUGGUAUAGAUACUCUCACACAUCUAUCCACAAGUAUUCUUAGAGUAUGCACUCUUUGUACUAACAUUGCAGAAAGGCUUUAGUUGAAAAUGGAUUGCUGCAUUCCUCUUGGUAUUUUUACUUAAAACUAAAUGUGUAUAUUACUUUCCAAAUCUGUUAUGCUGUGACCCUGUGUAGGUUGUAGUUAUUAGCUUUGAAGAUUAGGUAACUUAGAACACAGUGAUUGGCUGCGCCGUAAAAGUAACUUAGAAGAGUUCAUCUCUGCAAAGCACAGUGACCUAAAUCAGAUAUGUGCUCACUGUCCCUGGAAUCUUCAAGGGACUUACUGCAUUACAUCAUCAAAAACAAGGCAUUUCUGUAUUACUAUGGAAAGAUUUCGCCUGGAGAAGAAGUUACCUGGUCCUGAUGAAGAAGCUGUUGUGGAUCUUGGCAAAACUAGCUCAACUGUGAACACCAAGUUUGAAAAAGAAGAACUAGAAAGUCAUAGAGCUGUAUAUAUUGGUGUUCACGUCCCGUUUAGUAAAGAGAGUCGUCGGCGUCAUAGGCAUCGUGGACACAAACAUCACCACCGGAGAAGAAAAGAUAAAGAAUCAGAUAAAGAAGAUGGACGGGAAUCUCCUUCUUAUGAUACACCAUCCCAGAGAGUUCAGUUUAUCCUUGGUACUGAAGAUGAUGAUGAAGAACAUAUUCCCCAUGAUCUCUUCACGGAAAUGGAUGAACUGUGUUACCGAGAUGGAGAGGAAUAUGAAUGGAAAGAAACUGCCAGAUGGCUGAAAUUUGAAGAGGAUGUUGAAGAUGGCGGUGACCGAUGGAGUAAACCUUAUGUGGCAACACUCUCUUUGCACAGUCUUUUUGAACUAAGGAGUUGCAUCCUCAAUGGAACAGUCAUGCUGGACAUGAGAGCAAGCACCCUAGAUGAAAUAGCAGAUAUGGUAUUAGACAACAUGAUAGCCUCUGGCCAAUUGGACGAGUCCAUACGAGAGAAUGUCAGAGAAGCUCUUCUGAAGAGACAUCAUCAUCAGAAUGAGAAAAGAUUCACCAGUCGGAUUCCCCUUGUUCGAUCUUUUGCAGAUAUAGGCAAGAAACAUUCUGACCCUCACUUGCUUGAAAGGAAUGGGGAAGGCCUUUCAGCCUCCCGCCACUCUUUGCGAACAGGUCUGUCUGCCUCAAACCUUUCACUGAGAGGAGAAUCGCCUUUAUCUCUUCUUCUCGGUCAUCUUCUUCCUUCUUCAAGAGCUGGAACCCCUGCAGGCUCAAGGUGUACAACCCCAGUACCCACCCCUCAAAACAGUCCUCCUUCUAGCCCUAGCAUCAGCCGCCUGACCUCCAGAAGUUCCCAACACAGUCAGCUUCAGGCCCCAGAACUACUGGUUUCACCUGCCAGUGAUGAUAUUCCCACAGUAGUAAUCCAUCCGCCUGAGGAAGACUUAGAAGCGCUGAAAGGCCAGGAACAGAAGAAUGAGGAAAAUGUUGACUUAACUCCAGGUAUUUUGGCCUCUCCCCAGUCUGCCCCUGGAAACUUGGACAAUAGUAAAAGUGGAGAAAUUAAAGGUAAUGGAAGUGGUGGAAGCAGAGAAAAUAGCACUGUUGACUUCAGCAAGGUUGACAUGAAUUUUAUGAGAAAAAUUCCUUCGGGUGCUGAGGCAUCCAAUGUCCUGGUGGGCGAAGUAGACUUUUUGGAAAGGCCUAUAAUUGCAUUUGUGAGACUGGCUCCUGCUGUCCUCCUCACAGGAUUGACUGAGGUCCCUGUUCCAACCAGGUUUUUGUUUUUGUUAUUGGGUCCAGCAGGCAAGGCGCCACAGUACCAUGAAAUUGGAAGAUCGAUAGCCACUCUCAUGACAGACGAGAUUUUUCAUGAUGUGGCUUAUAAAGCAAAAGACAGAAAUGACCUCUUAUCUGGAAUUGAUGAAUUUUUAGAUCAAGUAACUGUCCUACCUCCAGGAGAGUGGGAUCCUUCUAUACGCAUAGAGCCACCAAAAAGUGUCCCUUCUCAGGAAAAGAGAAAGAUUCCUGUGUUUCACAAUGGAUCUGCCCCCACAUCGGGUGAGACUCCUAAAGAGGCCGCUCAUCAUGCUGGGCCUGAGCUACAGAGGACUGGACGGCUUUUUGGUGGUUUGAUACUUGACAUCAAAAGGAAAGCACCUUUUUUCUUGAGUGACUUCAAGGAUGCAUUAAGCCUGCAGUGCCUGGCCUCGAUUCUUUUCCUAUACUGUGCCUGUAUGUCUCCUGUAAUCACUUUUGGAGGGCUGCUUGGAGAAGCUACAGAAGGCAGAAUAAGUGCAAUAGAGUCUCUUUUUGGAGCAUCAUUAACUGGGAUUGCCUAUUCAUUGUUUGCUGGGCAACCUCUAACAAUAUUGGGGAGCACAGGUCCAGUUCUAGUGUUUGAAAAAAUUUUAUAUAAAUUCUGCAGAGAUUAUCAGCUUUCCUAUCUGUCUUUAAGAACCAGUAUUGGUCUGUGGACUUCUUUUCUGUGCAUUGUUUUGGUUGCAACAGAUGCAAGCAGCCUUGUGUGUUAUAUUACUCGAUUUACAGAAGAGGCUUUUGCAGCUCUUAUUUGCAUUAUAUUCAUCUACGAGGCUUUGGAGAAGCUCUUUGAUUUAGGAGAAACGUAUGCAUUUAAUAUGCACAACAACUUAGAUGAACUGACCAGCUACUCAUGUGUAUGUACUGAACCUCCUAACCCCAGCAACGAAACUCUAGCGCAAUGGAAGAAAGAGAAUAUAACAGCACAUAAUAUUCCCUGGAGAAAUCUCACUGUUUCUGAAUGUAAAAAAUUUCAUGGUGUAUUCAUAGGAUCAGCUUGUGGUCAUCAUGGACCUUAUAUUCCAGAUGUGCUCUUUUGGUGUGUCAUCUUGUUUUUCACAACAUUUUUUCUGUCUUCAUUCCUCAAGCAAUUUAAGACCAAGCGUUACUUUCCUACCAAGGUGCGAUCGACAAUCAGUGAUUUUGCUGUAUUUCUCACAAUAGUAAUAAUGGUUAUAAUUGACUACCUUGUAGGAGUUCCAUCUCCUAAACUUCAUGUUCCUGAAAAAUUUGAGCCUACUCAUCCAGACAGAGGGUGGAUCAUAAACCCACUGGGAGAUAAUCCUUGGUGGACCUUAUUAAUAGCUGCUAUUCCUGCUCUGCUUUGUACUAUUCUCAUCUUUAUGGAUCAACAAAUCACAGCUGUAAUUAUAAACAGAAAGGAGCACAAAUUAAAGAAAGGAGCUGGCUAUCACCUUGAUUUGCUCAUGGUUGGUGUUAUGUUGGGAGUUUGUUCUGUCAUGGGACUUCCAUGGUUUGUGGCUGCAACAGUGUUGUCAAUAAGUCAUGUCAACAGCCUAAAAGUCGAGUCUGAAUGUUCUGCUCCAGGGGAACAACCCAAGUUUUUGGGAAUUCGUGAACAGCGAGUUACAGGAUUAGUGAUUUUUAUUCUAAUGGGCCUCUCCGUGUUCAUGACUUCAGUCCUAAAGUUUAUUCCAAUGCCUGUUCUGUAUGGUGUUUUCCUUUAUAUGGGAGUUUCCUCAUUAAAAGGAAUCCAGUUUUUUGACCGUAUAAAAUUAUUUGGAAUGCCUGCUAAGCAUCAGCCUGAUUUGAUAUACCUCCGUUAUGUGCCUCUCUGGAAGGUCCAUAUUUUCACAGUCAUUCAGCUUACUUGUUUGGUCCUUUUAUGGGUGAUAAAAGUUUCAGCUGCUGCAGUGGUUUUUCCCAUGAUGGUUCUUGCGUUAGUGUUUGUACGCAAGCUCAUGGACCUGUGUUUCACGAAGAGAGAACUUAGUUGGCUUGAUGAUCUCAUGCCAGAAAGUAAGAAAAAGAAAGAGGAUGACAAAAAGAAAAAAGAGAAAGAGGAAGCUGAGCGGAUGCUUCAAGAUGAUGAUGAUACUGUGCACCUUCCAUUUGAAGGGGGAAGUCUCUUGCAAAUUCCAGUCAAAGCCCUAAAAUAUAGUCCUGAUAAACCAGUGAGUGUGAAAAUAAGUUUUGAAGAUGAACCAAGAAAGAAAUACGUGGAUGCUGAAACUUCAUUAUAGAAUUGAACCAAGAGGCAUUAUACAUAUAGAUAUAUACUUAUGUAAUGUGUGUUUAUCAUGUCACUAUAUAAAACAAUAUUGUAUGUCAUGCUGUUUAUGCAUGACUACUGGGUUUUUAAAAGUAGUGUCUGGAGUUUGUUAUGAGCACCGUGGAGACUAUGUAUAUAAUGAAUUGCUGUCUUUGAAGUGAGGUACACAGUUCUUAACUAUUCAAAUAUUUAUUCUGUUGGAAAAAAAAUUUUUCUGUUUUGCAAUAGAAGGAUGUGGAGAAAUGCUUUCAGUCUGCUUUUCUUAAACCUCUUGUUCAUCAAUGGCAAUUCAUAACAAACCUUAAGUGAUACUUUGUUUAUAUGUUUAUAAUUUUUAUGUGUUUCUAGAAAUUUUCAGAUAUUAUUUCACUUUUGUUCUUUAUGGGAAGAAUAGGGAGUCUAUACCAGUGCUAUGGGAAAAGUGGUAACAUUUCAGGGCUUCUCUGUGUGUUUCAUUUCCAUAGAUGUCAUCAUGUUUCACUAACUGGCAUUUCCUUAGCCAUAGAGAUGAAUGUAGAACAAUGGAAACUUUAAUAAUGAUAGUUUUUAACUUUUAUGUUUAAUUUUUUUAAAUCUUAAAACCUUCAUAUCUAGGUAUCCAUUGUGACAGACAAGUAAAAUUGCAGGUGAUUUGAUAAUUAAGCACCCGUACCAUUUGUAACUUCAUGAAUUUAAAAAGUUAUGCAAUGCCAAUUUGCAGUAGAUUUUGAUGCCUUUGUAGAUUUUUUUUUUCUGUACCCCUAUACUCUUUUAAAGCCUGUAAUUCCCACUCUGUUCUCUGCCUUGUCUCUCUUUGUCUUAAAAUGGUUAGUUUCCAUCAGGUUCAAGUUCUUGAUUGACUGAUUUUCUCUUUUAAGUAGUAUGCUUAAAUAAUCAGGAGUCAGAAUUCUCUCAGAUGGGUCUAUGAUCAGUAUUACUUUAUCAAGAAUUACCUUUCAUUUUCUCUUUAUGUUGUUAUUUUUUCACUUUUGUAGAUUAUAUUUAAUAGCUUAUUACCUGUGAUUUUAUUUUAAAAUAUUUAUUUUAAGUGAUGAUGCUUAAAUAUUAUACAAACAUUUGGAAAAGUAACAAAUAGAGUAAAUUGUUAAUGUAAAUAGUUGGUGCUCACUUGCAUUUAUCUUUAUUAUCUUAAAGCAACUGAUAGAUUUUACAUCUUUGAUAUAAAGCACUGCCAUAUUUAUAUUUUAAAAAGGAAAUUAGGCAUAAUUUUAUAUGUAGCUCAGAUUGAUGGCAUUCUUAUUUUAUGUAUUUGUUUUUGCUUUUCUGAGCUUUUUAAAGUCUAACAAAUCUUUUUAGUCAUCUUUUAUAUACUCUUAGCUCCACGUGAAAUAGAAAAAAGUUGUUAAGCCUGUAGGACUGGAUGAAUGGGGUUGUGAAACUGAUUUGACAAGAGAAGAAUUUACAGAAAUCAAAUGAGUAUUGAGAAGCCACAGAAAUAUCAAAAAUGGUGACAUGAAUAUUAGGGCGAAAAUUUUAAUGAAAUUCCAAUGCUCCCUUUAACCAUAUAAUUAAAUUACAAAAGUCUAAUAAAGGAUCAUGAGGAAUGCCAAAAGCUGAUAUUUUAGCAAGUCUGGUGUUUGAAAUUCAUUAUAAACUAUUUAUUAACUAAUGUAAUGUCCUCUUCCAAGACCAUGUUGUGAGAAUCUAGUUAAAAUGAUGGAUUCAACUUCUGCCUCAGAUGAGAGGUUGGAAAUAUAGCUGCUUUUCUUUAGAAAAUAUAUAGCUGUCAUCAUUUGGUACUGCCUAAAAAGAGUUAGACUCUGUUGGCAAUUGAUAGAAUAUUAUCCACGGUGCUUAUUAUUGUUUAUGAGCUUCCAUUGUAAUGAUUCCUUUUUAUUCGUAGCAGCAUAAUUAUUUCCAAAGACCCCAGUAUUUGCUGCUAUUUUUAAAACUCCCCUGAUAUAUCUGAACGAGAGGAUUUCCUCACGUCAUUUCCUUGUGUCUGGACAUCAGGGGUAACAACUGUACUUAUUUUACAGGAAGAAAUUUUAAAAAUGAAAACUACCUGGGAUCAUAGUGUUUCUGUGAUUUUAUUUAAUUAUGUAUAGUAAUUAUCCAGUGCCAGAAAACCCGUCACUUGCAAAAUAUUUUGCACUCAAAAUGUUUUUACAAUGCUUCUAAUUGUUAGUGGUUUCUGCUUUCUUUUGACUACUUGACUUACAAAAUGAUCUGACUACUCCAUGUAAGAGCAAAGGUAACUCAUGUUUAAGUAAUUAACUGCUUGUUUUAAGUGAUUAUGAUAUUUCUUCCACCGUUUUUGAAAAAUAACAAUCAUAGCAUUCAUUGUGAGACAGUGAGAUAUAAUUUACUACAUAUAUUGAUUUUUAAAUAAAGUUGCCUUAAAUAACUGUAUAUAAGCAGUAGUAGUUGCUAUGUACUGAUUUACCUCAAGGUGCAAAAUAAUUAAACCUGUACAUAUUCCAUUUACGAAAUGAAUUCAGAUAACAGCCCUGCACUUUCUUUAGAUGCCUUGAUUUCCAGGAUGGAGCUUAGUGCUACUGAAUACCCUGGCCACCGAGCCACCUCAGGAUAUUCUUUUCUUUGCCCUAGUUUAUUUAUUUAUAGAUAUCUGUUUACAAAGUCUGUAGUAAAUCCUGAUGCUGAUCAUCUGAAAUUUACUUUUUUUCUGAAUGCUGUUUCAAUCUAAAAUAGCAGCUUUUGAGAAAACAAUGAACUAAAUUCCUUAUGAUAAAAGGAUAAUUCUAUAUAUUCUUUAAUAAUAUUACAUAUGCCGAAGCGAAGCACACAGUCUUUGUGUGCGUGUGUGUGUGUGUGUGUGUUUGUGUGAAUGUGAAUGAUAUCGAUCUUAAAUCUGUUAAAAGUUGUUUUAAAAAGCUGUGGCAUACCAUUGUUCAUAUUUGCCAAGUCUUCUGUAAAGAUGUUUAAGACAAAAUAUUUUAUGUGCUAAUGCAUCUACUUGUAAAGCAGAUUUGUUUAUCACUCAAAAUUAACUUUUCUUCAUCCAAAAAAAGUUGAUUUCUUCCACAUACUUAAAUUUUCUGUGUGAGUAUAAUAGCUUUCUAAUUUUUUUUCUUUCACAAAAGCAGGUUCAAAAUUCUGUUGAAAGAAAAAUGCUUUCUCAAACUGAGGUAUAACACCAGAGCUUGCUGUUUAAAGGAUUAUGUGAUGUACAUCAGUUCUGUAAAUGUGCUCAGCAGUUUAACAUGUGAAUCCUGUUUUAAAGUGCUCAGAUUUCAAAUGUGUAAGCCAUUGAUAAAACAUUGUAAUUAAAAAUGUUUAUAUGAAAUAACUUAAUGUUUUAAAUGUAUUUAUGUAGAUCACAUCAUUUUUAUCAUAUGCAAUGCAAAUAUGUGAAAAUAUUUUGGUUUAUUCCAACAAUUAUUUAUUUUAGAAAAUAAAUUUAAAGACUUUAAGGACAUUCAAAGUUUAAAAUAGUGUUCAAAUUGCAAAAUUUGGCAAUCUUAAUAUAAAUUGAUCUCUUUUCUAGUUUUUCAAAAAGUAACAUUAAGUGUUGAUUAUAGGAAAACAUAGUUGGGAAUGUAAUAAUCCAAAGAUCAUUUUUAAAAUGAAAUUUAAUUAGCAUAUAUUGACUUCAACAUUUGACUUAGAGUAAUUGUUAAACCUCAGUUUUGUUUUUUAAAUCAGAUUUUUGCACACUGAUUAAUUUUUGUGUUAUGGCUUUUCUUUUGUUGAAUUAUUCAAGGUUUUUUUUUUUUUUUUUUUUUUGCUUUGGGGGAGAUUGUCUUCCAGUGUUUACUGUGUUUAAAUAAAUAAAAAUUGAAUUUUAUUGUUCAUUUAUAUAAAAUUUGAUACCUUGAUGUAAUUUCACAGUACAGUUCCACUUUUUAUGGCUUUUAUAAUUACAAUGAUAUUUUCUUCUAUAAUAAAAUCCAAAGUAAAUUAAACGUUUAAAUUGUAGAACUGAUAUUUUUCAUUUAUAUGAAGUACAAGCCUCUACCAGGUCUAUAAUGUGAAUGAUCCUGCCUUUCAAAUUUGUUUCAUAAUUGUUAGAUGAAAACUAUUUUCUUUUUGGAGAUGUUACUGAAGUUGAUUGAGCAAUAAAAAUCUACUGAAUUAG
Messenger RNA from Cebus imitator (Panamanian white-faced capuchin), 8738 nucleotides. It is a transcript of the gene SLC4A7, whose product is annotated as solute carrier family 4 member 7. The transcript is spliced from 25 exons. Lineage: Eukaryota; Metazoa; Chordata; Mammalia; Primates; Cebidae. Gene Ontology annotation, biological process: regulation of intracellular pH; monoatomic anion transport; bicarbonate transport. The record is from RefSeq and is a predicted model, not a curated record. Gene Ontology annotation, molecular function: sodium:bicarbonate symporter activity; solute:inorganic anion antiporter activity; monoatomic anion transmembrane transporter activity. Gene Ontology annotation, cellular component: basolateral plasma membrane; apical plasma membrane; plasma membrane. Bases 1029 to 4670 code for a protein of 1213 amino acids.